CAUUUUCAUUUUUUAUCAUUCCUCGAAUGUGGUUUAAAACUUACUCACAGCUGCGAUCUCCCAACGGAUGAUUUAUUUUUCUUUAAAGUGUAUAUUUGUUGAUUCGAUUUAUUUAUUUAUCAAAACGCAUCGUUGAUGAUAUAGUGCCGUUAGAAAUAGAGAAGAUGCUGUUUUUUGCCAUCAAAUGUUACACUGAUGCCUCAUAAUAAGUGGGAAUAAACCAACUAUGGCGCUUUGGCGAAGCUCAGUGCUGCGUGUUUACCCACUUCUCUGUCACUCUGGCUCUGUUGGAUAGUUCAUCAGUGUGUGAGGUUGAGAGAAAAACUCUCUGUUUAAACGUGGAUUAUAUUAUUUUCCUCUGAAUGCUCUCUCGGCGAACUGAGUCAUACCUGAAGUGUAUUCUCCACUCUGUCCUCUAGUUUCACCUUCUAUAUCUCCAGGAAUAAAUUAGCCCGUUUACUGUACUCGUCACACCGCUGACUACACUACAUUACACCGCACAUUAUUCUGUUCCUGGGUUGUUACAGUAAAGUGUGAUAUCUAUCUUGAGUUCAGCACCAAAUUGUGUUAUUACGAUAUUAUAGUGGGCGUUGAGCAGGACUCCCGCGUGUGUGUGUGUUUCUGUGUGUUGAUGCACGGACAGAUGGAUGGGUGGAAGGAUGGAGUGAGUGUGUGUUUGAGAGAGAGAGAGAGAGAGAGAGAAGGAGGGAGGGGUUUGCCAUUUGAUCCUCUGCAGCAAAAAAACAGAGAUGCUCUCUUCAAAUGUCAGCCGCCUUUAGUGGUGCGCAGAUAAAAAAAAGUCCUCAGAAGCGCGUUAGAAAUAAAACACCGGGCGGCGAGGGAAGGCGGGCUCGAGCUGCACAUUUCGCCGGAUUUUUCCAAGUCGGAUUCGCCCCCGAGACUGUGCUGCGGUGCAGAAUGUGAGCCUAAAAUGAGUUUCGGGGCGAGCUGGUGAACCAGCGGUGGACACGAGGCGAGAGGACCAGCAGCCGCUGCCAGGCCUCCCAGAGACUGCAGAGCCGUCGACCAAUCAUGAUGAGUGUAGAGGGUGACGACAAGCGAACUCGUACUCGGUCCAAGGGAAUCAGAGUUCCUAUUGAGCUCGUAGGACAAGAGCUGAGCUGCCCCACCCCUGGAUGCAAUGGCUCUGGCCAUAUCAGUGGGAGAUACUCACGACACAGAAGCAUUCUGGGAUGCCCCAUAGCCAGAAAGCGCCGUCUAGAGGAAGCAGAGGCUGAGCAGGAGCAAGAGCAGGAAACAGAGCGACCUGCCUCCAAGAGGAAGUCCCACCCCCUGAAACUGGCCCUGGAUGAGGGCUUCAGUGCAGAGAGCGAUGCCAGCAGUGAGGCUGAGGGUGACGUAGAGAAAGACGGAGAGAAAGCAGGAGAGACCAAGGAGGUGGAGGAGGAGGAGGCGGAGGAUGAAGCGAGGGAGGCAGCUGUAGAGGAGGAGACAGAGGAGGUGACAGAGGAGGUGACAGAGUACCUGACGCAGGAUGGACAGACAAAUGGACAGGAGGAGAUAAUACAGAUGGAGGAGGAAGAGGGAAGGGAAGAAGAAGAAGAAGAGACAUAUCAGAAGGAGGAGAACACACUUGUAGCUGAUGAAGAAGAGGAGUGUGUAAUCAUCGAGCCUGAGCUUGGAGCAGCGCCACCUGCAACCGAGGAGUGUCAGUCUCCCUCCCAGAGUGCAGAAGAGGUGGCCAACUCUCUCCUCCACCUCGGCCGAGUCUCCAACAGCACUGCUCCAACUGUGGCCCCUCAGCUGCCCGUUGCUGUGGAGACUCAGGAGGAUGUCACUGUGGCGGCGGAACAGGGUGAAGAAGUAAAGGACGAGCAGAAGGAGGACAUGAAUGAGGGGGAGGAGGAACAGGAGGAGGUGGCACACAGAGUUCAAACACCGGAAGAGUCAUCUGUCCUGCCGAAGGAGGCAGCUGAAGUGGAGGAGGAGGAGUUGGAGGAGUUGGAGGAGAAGGUAGAAGAUGAGAAAGGAGAGUGCCCAGAUGGGAGCAACAACGUGAGCCAGGAGAACCACCAAUAUCUGACCGAAGAUGUCCACCACGAACAGAUCAAAGAUGAUGAUGAGGAGGAGGAGGAGGAGGAGGAGGAGGAGGAAGAGAUGGCAGCGCCAGCGCAGCAGGGGCAGGGCACUCUAGCAGAAGAAGAGGAGGAUGAGGAGAAAGAUGAAGAGGACCACAGGGAGGCAAACCACAUUCUGCCCAUAUCUGAUGUGCCAACUGCCAUCCGCACCAUCACCAGCACCGCAGCAGCUCAGGGAACACAUAAUAAGGCUGAAGACCACAGGGCCAGUCCUCUGGAGGACUACAACUCACACAGGGCCAGUCCCCUCGAAAACUACAACACCAACAGAGCCAGUCCACUCCACAAAUAUGAUUCUCAUAAACCUAGCUCACUUCAAAACUACAAGGCCAGCCCUCCUUUAAGCUACAGCUCCCACAGGGCCAGUCCGCUGGAGGACUACAUUUCCAGCCUUAGAGGUGAGAACUAUAAAAUCCACAAAGCCGUGUCCUCUGCCUCUCCCGACAUCAUCGAGGUACGAUCAGAUAGGUCGGAGGAGAGAGACUUUGAUGAUGUGGAUGGGGACGACGAGCGCGAUGAUGACGACAGCCUGUCACAGCGUUCCACGGUGACGGACGAGUCGGAGAUGUUCGACAUAACCCGAGGGAACCUGGGCCUGCUGGAGCAAGCCAUUGCCCUGAAGGCAGAGCAGGUGAAGCCAGCCGGGCCCAGAGAGCUGCUUCGCGCCCCAGAUAUCCACCACCAGCGAUACUUCACCAUGGAUGACAGGCCCAAGCACCUGGACGUCAUCCGCAAGAGCUACUUCAGCAAAGAGAGCAGCAGGCCAGAGAAGAGGGAGAUCAAGUGUCCCACCCCGGGGUGUGAUGGGACAGGUCACGUGACCGGUCUUUACCCCCACCACCGCAGCCUGUCAGGCUGUCCGCACAAGGACAGGAUCCCCCCGGAGAUUCUGGCCAUGCAUGAGAAUGUGCUGAAGUGUCCAACACCUGGCUGCACCGGUCAGGGCCAUGUUAACAGCAACCGUAACACACAUCGCAGUCUCUCUGGAUGCCCCAUCGCUGCUGCAGAGAAGCUGUCCAAGAGCCACGACAAGCAGCAUCUCUCUCAGCCAGGCAGCGAGCACCUCAAAGGAAGUCCCAACGACAGAGUGUUAAGGCCCAUGUGCUUCGUGAAGCAGCUGGAGGUGCCCCAGUACGGCAGCUACAGGCCCAACAUGGCCCCCGCCACGCCUCGCGCCAACCUGGCCAAGGAGCUGGAGAAGUACUCCAAGGUGUCCUUCGAUUAUGCAAGCUUCGAUGCUCAAGUGUUCGGGAAGCGCAUGCUUGCUCCAAAGAUGCCCACCAGCGAAACCUCACCCAAAGCCUUCAAAACUAAGCCCUCAUUCCCCAAGUCACCGUCACCCAGCCUCAGUCUCCACGGUUACGGGAAGAGCUCCUCUUUGGCCUAUGACUACUCCCAUGAUGCUGAGGCUGCUCACAUGGCCGCCACUGCCAUCCUGAACCUGUCCACACGCUGCUGGGAGAAGCCUGAGAACCUCAGCACCAAACCCCAAAACAAGGAAAUGGACAUUGAGGUGGAUGAGAAUGGCACCCUGGACCUGAGCAUGAAGAAGCCCAUUAAACGAGAGGGCAGUCUGUCUGGCACCAGCCCUGGGGUUCGGUCCCCAGACCCUUCUUCCUCCUCAUCUUCCUCCCUCCAUCACGGUGGAAGCAGUGGCAUGACAUCACCAAACCUACACACCUACAAGCAGGAGGAGUGGGAGGGACCUCUGGAUUACACCAAACCCAAUCGCCAAAGGGAGGAGGAAAUGGACGAGAUGGAGCACACAGGCCAGUCCUUCGUCUCGUCUGACCCAGAGGACUGUGACAUGAUGCAGGACUCUCUGGAGGAGAGGAAGUACCCAGGAGAGGUUACGACCCCGAGCUUCAAGGUCAAGUUCCAGCCUAAGGAUAGCAAGAAAGAGCUGCUCUCGUGCCCUACACCUGGUUGUGAUGGCAGCGGUCACAUCACAGGAAACUAUGCGUCCCAUCGCAGUCUGUCUGGGUGUCCUCUCGCUGAUAAGAGCCUUCGGUCCCUCAUGGCGGCCCACACCCCUGAACUCAAAUGCCCCACUCCAGGAUGUGACGGCUCAGGCCACAUCACAGGAAACUACGCAUCCCACAGAAGUAUCUCUGGGUGCCCGCGUGCCAAGAAAAGUGGAAUUAAAACUCCUACCAAGGACAACCAGGAGGACUCCGAGCUUUUAAAAUGCCCCGUGCCAGGCUGCGACAGUUUGGGUCACAUCAGUGGGAAGUACGCCACACACCGUAGCGCCUACGGGUGUCCACUAGCAGCCCGCAGACAGAAGGAGGGUCUCCUGAAUGGCACACCCUUCAACUGGAAGGCCUUUAAGACAGAGGGGCCUACUUGUCCCACCCCAGGUUGUGACGGCUCUGGUCAUGCUAACGGAAGCUUCCUCACACACCGCAGCCUCUCAGGGUGCCCCAGAGCCUUGUAUGCCAAGAAGAAGGCCAAGUUCCCCUCAGAGGACUACCUAAGCACCAAGUUCAGAGCCAGUGAUGUUUUGGACAACGAUGAGGACAUCAAGCAGCUCAACAAAGAGAUUAAUGACCUCAAUGAAUCCAACAAUGAAAUGGAGGCUGACAUGGUCAACCUGCAGACACAGAUCUCCUCCAUGGAGAUGAACCUGAAGAGCAUCGAGCAUGAGAACAAGAUGAUUGAGGAGCAGAAUGAGGCUCUGUUCAUGGAGCUAUCUGGUCUCAGCCGCGCCCUGAUCCGCAGCCUGGCUAAUAUACGCCUGCCACACAUGCAGGAGCCAAUCACCGAGCAGAACUUCGACAGCUACGUGAGCACCCUGACCGACAUGUACACCAACAAGGACUGCUUCCAGAGCCCUGAGAACAAAGCUCUGCUGGAGAGCAUCAACAAAGCUGUGAAGGGCAUCAAAGUCUGAGGCUCGGCACACACACAUACACACAAAAUGUAAACUGUCCUGAAGCGCAGGAGCGUGACGGAGGUGGAGAUGGAGGGACGGGAAGAUGAAGGAGAGAUGUUGAAAUACUCUACAAUAUAUUGAAAUAUGAUUCAAAAACAAAAAGGGAAUUCAGGUUAUUUAAAUAAACGGCAACUUAAAAAAAUCAACCCAGGGAGCACUCUGUAAGAAGAAAAGUGACGCGGACCAAAAUCCACACCAUGCUGCUGCUGGGAUUAGGAGCAGGAAACAGAUCCUUCAGUCAGAAUGGAUGGAAAAGAAGAAUAAUGUUACUAGAAACUGUAUCUGGGGGUUUUAAUAUGCUGUAUGUUUACCUGUUGUCUCUUUUGUGUCCUUAACUGUUUUUGGAGAGGGUUUCACUGUUGAGUGGCUGAUCAGUUUUUUGCGCUUCGCACCAAUUGAAACAUGGAGGAACGUGGAACACGGGAUUGCUUACAGGAGCUUGGUGACACGAAGACGAGGACGCAGAUGAGUUGCUGUCCUGUAGUGUACACUGUGGCGAGCGUGUGUGACUCCAGAAGCUCUCUGAUUCAUGACCACACACACACCCCGGCAAUAUGAAGCAUGCACUACACUGAAUUUGUGUUUGCUUUGUGGUAUUACUGCGGCAAAGAUGUCAACAGCGCAAUGUUGACUCAGUUUAGCAGGAGGGGAAAAAAAACUUCAAGCAAGGUCAUGAGACAGAUCCAGGAACAGUGGAGGUUGUUUAUUUUUCAUGGGACAGUGGAUAUCAUGAUUUAAAAAGCAGCAGAUAAAUCCUUUUUCUUUUGUUUUUUUUAAACUGAAAUGAUAAUAGUAAUAGUGUGCACACAUUUCAAAUUCAGUUAGUCAUAUCAAUAGUAUUUAUCAAUAUAGGAAUUGCACUUCAUUUCAAUGAAUAGUUUUGUGGUACAAUAAUUAUUGUUAUAUAUGAAUUAUUUAAACUUGUGAACUUUUAAAUUGUAACUUAUUGCCAUUUAUGUUAUUGAGGUUUAUUUAUUUGAAGCAAUCUAUUUAUUGUUUUGUAACACACACACACACACACACACAAAAAAAAUACCAUCCUGACUGAUGAUCAUGGUCAAAGCGAUUUGCAGAUGUCUUACGUCAAUAUUUUAAGAAACUAUAUAGAUAACUGACGAGGCAUAUUUUGUUUUGAGUACUUUUUAAAAACCUUUUUAAGUGCAGAUGUUUUAUAACUGACAAAAUCUUUUGAUAAUUUUACAAAAAAAGUUAUCUUUUGGGGUUGUUUUUCUUUUUUUUUCUGUUUUUUUCUGUUACUGCUACAUUCAGAAAACCACUGCUGAGAAAAAAGAAAGUAUGUAUUUAUUAUUUAUUUAAUAUGAAAGAAAUUGACUGAUAUGGCUGUAUAUUUAUUUUGUUAUUUAUUUGCGUGAUGUGACGGUUAAGUCUGAGUAGUCUUAAAGAUCCACUACUGAUAUUUAAAUAAAGAAAAAUCAAUACAAAUACUGUUUGAUUACUUAGGCUUAUACCUAGACAUACCAGCAGCUGAUUGUAAAGACAAAAAAAGUAACCCAACAAAAGCAAUCACUGUUCUGUUGCUAUCUGGUCUCUCUGUGUUUGCUUUUGUCAGGUCAAAGAAAACCAGGAGAAAAAAAAACAGUCGAGUUCAAAAAUGUUACCUCUCCCAAGCGCUUUGUAGCGGCCAGCACUGGCUCACCCAAAACCUCUGUAAUGUACCACAGAUGCUAAAGUUAUGCUUUUAAUUCUUUUUGUCUUAUUUAUUAUUUUCAUCAGCACAAUGGUACAUUUAUAGAGCUGUGUUCCAGCAGUGCUUCAGGCUGGAUGUAUGGGUCUAAAACACACACGCACACACACACACACACACACACACACAGUGACAUAUCCAACCGUCGAAGAUACUGUAGGAUGGCCUCCUUUGACAAACUUCUAUCAGAUAAACAUACGCACCCUUGUAGCCUUACUCUAGAUUUUAAUUUUUUGAUGCACAAAGUGCCACUACUUAAAAAAAAGAGAAAAAAAGAACUCACUUUCUUUCCUGAUUCUUCGCAUUUUCUGCAAUGUAACAAUGUCUGGUCCCAGGACGACCACGGCAUCAAGAGAGUGGUGAUUGUUUCAGAUGCCUUUAUUUCUCUGCCAAGAUGGCCAUUAGUACACUAUAUAUACAUUCUGUAUAAAUAGAUUUUAAAGAUGCUAUAUAUAUGAAUAUAAACAUACAUAUAUUUUUCCAGUGUAAUUGUUAACUUGCUCUUCUUCUUCUCUUGUAUUACCUUAACAAAAGGAUCACUAGCUGUCUAGAAGAGAUGCGAGGGGCGUUUUCAAUAGGAGGCAGUUACACCUUAUCACUAAGACCUGCUCAACUGUGGCUUUAAACAUACCAUUCACUCCAACUCAAGGCAAAGUAGGCAUUGUUGAUGAUACAGUACUUUGGAAGUGUUUUCAUAGGUUUCCUUUCUUUCCCCAUUUCCUGUAUUUGUCUGUCCUUGAUCCAAAAUGUCAAAAACAUCUACUGUAUGUUGUACUACUGAAUCUGAGAAAUAACUGUCAAUUUGAAACUAGAUGGUUGACUCUUUGUUCCUAAGUGUCAUGUGAGUUCAUGUAUAGUUAAAAAAAAAAAAAAAAAAGACGAUGCCUCUGAAUAAUGUUCUGCACAUAGUGUUUGGCAACAUUGUGCAGUUAUUGUAUUGUUACUAGUAAGGCCUGCUCACUAUGAGCCCAUUCUCUCUGAUGUUGAAACAAGCAAGUAGGGGACUUUAGUUUUAACCUGCCUUUGAGUGAGUUGUUGCAGCUACUGUGGUGUACAAUAUGAUACCCUUGUGUAACUCUGAUGUCAAAGGCAUGUUGUAAAUGUGCUCUUAGCCAAUGUAGAAUGAAACUCCUUUGUGCACUUUCUGAAUAACUGUCGAAAAUGCCAGCAUUUGAGUCUCGACUUGUAAGAACCCCAAUAGAUCAUGAGCAAUAGCAAGUACUCGCCUUCACCGGAGGGCGCACUACGAAGCGUUGUCACACUUGUUUGUUUCCGUAGAAAACAACCUGUAUGUUAUGUCAGAUAGGGAGGUCUGUUUGAUUUAGGGGGUUCAGCCCGUGCAGUCAAAGCUCGAAAAUGUAUAAAAAGGAACUUUCUUUUCCGAACAAAAACCAAAAGAGAUUGACAGGAAGCAGAGUUUGGUUCUCAGGUGACCGGGGAGAGCUGCUAAAGCAAAACAGAGCAAUGCCAUAGGUCAGCCAGUCAGCUGAGGCUAGAGGCGAUGGCAGCGGCUGGAUCAAGGCCUCCUGUGGAAUGAGAUGAGUGUGUGGGAGUGGGAAAUUGAUUUGCCAGGCUACACAAUCUCCCCCUUGUUUUAGGAGGAGGCGUUUUGUUGCAUAAAUAUGUGUCCAUCACUCAAAAGAAUGUCUAAGCUUUUUAUGACUUUUAAACCCACCCCACCCCGCCCCCUUUCCUCAUGUCUUGUGUAACCUUUCCUCAGGAAAGAUCAUUUUUGAUGCAUUUGGUUAACAAAGUAGUAUAUUCUUCCUCUCUUGAAAAUGCACGAAAAAUACUACCCGAGAGUGUUAAGACUGUGAAUAUUCUCCUAACUUAUUUGAUAUGGCAUGACCCCUUUUAAACUGCUUGAUGAAAUUGUCUACUGAGGUAUGUAAAUGAAUAACACUGAGGCCAUGAAAGCAGAGCGUUUUCAAAAAAUGUCAGCUGAGAAAGCAAACGCAGCCUACGGUUGGUUCUGCGCCCACGCACUGUAUGUUUUCUUAUUUACAGAAAAGUACUGAGUGAUGGAGUUUUAUUAUUCUAAAUAGCUAAGAAAUUGAAAAAAAAAACCAACUGGUAAGGGCCCAGUUUCCCUAAAGCACCUGGAAUGAAAAUGAAUUUAACAUGAUGACACUUUCAGGGAAACCAGCCCAGACCAAAAUCUAGCUGUGUGUUUUAAGAGUCGGGGAGGGGGAGGGCGGGCACACCUUUGCAUCCUGGUUUCAUGUUAGGCACAGAGGUGUGCUUGUCAAGGUUGCACACGCUACACAGAAAAUGACUGAUAAUAAGAUAGAGAUGUCUGGUUGAGUGGCACUUUUCAUCAAGCUGAGCAAAACCAAAAGUCCCGCCCCUCCCCCCCAGCCCCCCCCCACCCCCUACUGUAGUUACAAGCCGUGUGGUCUUAUCAUGUGUGCCUUUCUCACCCCACUCAUUUCAAGAUAUGGUAUGUUUACACUCGGCAAACCUGGUUCAAAUAGUAUUGAAAACAUUUGGUCUGGAUCUCUUACCCAGUGCUUUCAGUGGGGGUGGGGGGUUACAAUGUAUAGGGAAAUAAAAGAAAUGUGUCUUUUACAUGCAGGUAGAGGCCAUUUUGUGACAGAGAUACAAAAACAGCAAGCUUUUGUUAGGCUAAAGAAACUGUGAUCUCAUUCUGUCGAUUCAGGUAUCCGACUGCAUGGACAGUUUCUGUGAAGAAAUCUGAAGAUCAUCAUCAUCAUCCCUAGAUAAUGCAUCAGUGUGCAGGGCGUUAUUUUAAAAACAAGUGGAAGUCUCUGUACAUAUUUGUAUUAAGAAGAAACUGUGUAAUUGUUGUUGUAUUGAAGACAAGUUAAAAAUGGCGGAAAAAAAGAAAAAAAAAAGAAAAAGUUUGUGACAAAGAAAAAAAAACCUCCACAGCCAAGGGUUGUCCUGCUAGCACAUUUUUACAGAGAUGAGCUAUUUUUACUGGUGAUUUUCUAGGCAUUGAUAUUGAUAUCCUUUUAAAAAAGUACAAAACUUCCAAAAUGACAAGCACUUCCACAACGAUAGAUUGUAUGGUCAUUUUUGUUACUUUUGUAGAUGUGGUCGUUCCUUUACUACUGCACCAUUUUGUAAAGUGGGACAGGCCUUGGCUGUGUGUCCUCGGGGUCUCAUGAUGUUUUUGCUUUGAUUUUAUUUAUUUAUUUAUUUUUUUUCCUUUUUGGGAAGUAAAACACUGUAGAUGGGCCGAAUUUGUGACUGUGUGUUUGUGUACUUGUGUACAUGUUCCCCUGUUCCUGUGUCAGUGUUAUAAACCAGAGAAGUGAUGUCAGUUAUUGUGGGGGUAUGAACCAUUUUAAAUGUUCUCUAUGAAAAACACAAAUAAAGAAUCAUAGACA
Epinephelus moara (kelp grouper) is the source of this 10092-nucleotide messenger RNA. It is a transcript of the gene myt1b, whose product is annotated as myelin transcription factor 1b. Gene Ontology annotation, biological process: regulation of transcription by RNA polymerase II. Gene Ontology annotation, cellular component: nucleus. The coding region runs from base 1033 to 4992 and encodes 1319 amino acids. NCBI's taxonomy places the organism in Eukaryota, Metazoa, Chordata, Actinopteri, Perciformes, Serranidae. The record is from RefSeq and is a predicted model, not a curated record. Gene Ontology annotation, molecular function: RNA polymerase II cis-regulatory region sequence-specific DNA binding; zinc ion binding; DNA-binding transcription factor activity, RNA polymerase II-specific. The transcript is spliced from 23 exons.